Achroia grisella is the source of this 3284-nucleotide messenger RNA. RefSeq names its product glycine dehydrogenase (decarboxylating), mitochondrial. Gene Ontology annotation, molecular function: glycine binding; pyridoxal phosphate binding; glycine dehydrogenase (decarboxylating) activity. The coding region runs from base 68 to 3079 and encodes 1003 amino acids. Gene Ontology annotation, biological process: glycine decarboxylation via glycine cleavage system. Gene Ontology annotation, cellular component: mitochondrion; glycine cleavage complex. The transcript is spliced from 18 exons. Lineage: Eukaryota; Metazoa; Arthropoda; Insecta; Lepidoptera; Pyralidae. The record is from RefSeq and is a predicted model, not a curated record.
CUUUUGUCCGACGGACAAUAAUAUGACCACAUUUUUCAAAAUAGUGUAAUAAUAUAAAAUUGUAAUAAUGCAUAUGGUUUUAAGACAUCGAUUAUGGCCAGAAAGUGGAGUGUUUCAGAAACAAAUUGGAGUGACGAAACAAAAUUUAUUUAGUAAAAAUAAAAUCCGUUGUGUGACUACUCUGAGUUCUAAAUCGGAUAAUUUGUUCCCGGAAAGAGUUGAUUUUCCAAGUAGGCAUAUUGGACCCAGAGAUCAGGAUGUGGUGACUAUGUUGGAUUUAUUAGGUUACAAGAGUUUGGAUCAAUUGACUAAUGAUGCAGUACCUAAGAAAAUUAAAUUACAAGAACUUAUGAAUAUCAGUGAACCGAUGAGUGAAUAUGACCUUAUCGAAAGGGUGCGACAAAUUGCUGAAAAAAAUCAAAUAUGGCGGUCUUACAUUGGAAUGGGAUAUCACAACUGCUGUGUACCUCACACUAUUAUGCGAAAUAUGUUCGAAAAUCCUGGAUGGACAACUCAAUACACGCCCUACCAACCAGAAAUAGCACAAGGGAGACUUGAGAGUCUUCUUAAUUAUCAGACGAUGGUGAGUGACCUCACGGGUUUAGAUGUUGCUAAUGCUUCAUUACUUGAUGAAGGUACAGCAGCCGCCGAAGCUCUCUCAUUAUGCCACAGGCACAAUAAAAGAACAAAAUUUGUUGUUUCGGAACGUCUUCAUCCUCAAACUUUAGCAGUAGUUCAAACUCGGCUGGAUGCAUUUGGUUUGGAUUUAAUUGUUUUACCGGAUGUGCGUGAAGCAGAUUUUGCACAAAGAGACAUAUCAGCUGUCCUUCUACAAUGUCCUGAUACAAGAGGACUAGUAUAUGAUUAUUCUGCAUUAGCUGCUACAGCUCAAGAACAUGGGACUUUAGUAGUAGUGGCAACAGAUCUUUUGGCUCUGGCCCUGUUACGCCCUCCAGCCGAAUGCGGCGCUGCUCUUGCGGUAGGAACAUCGCAGCGUUUGGGAGUGCCUUUAUGUUAUGGAGGACCACAUGCUGGAUUCUUUGCAGCCGAACAUCCGCUAGUACGGCUUAUGCCUGGUCGUAUGGUGGGUGUAACUCGAGACGCAGCUGGAAGAGACGCCUACAGGUUAGCUCUUCAAACAAGAGAGCAACAUAUUCGACGAGAUAAGGCAACUUCGAAUAUAUGUACAGCACAGGCUCUUCUUGCAAAUAUAUCCGCCAUGUACGCUGUAUAUCACGGUCCGCAAGGACUGCGCGAUAUUGCAACACGCGUUCAUAAUGCUACUCUGGUUCUUGACCAUGGUAUCCGAUUACGAGGUCAUAAACAAUCAAACGAUAUAUACUUCGAUACAUUGCAUGUAGUGCCGCUGUCAGACCACGAUACUAGCAUUAUCAAAGCACGAGCGGAGGAGAAGAAAAUAAAUUUAAGAUAUUUUGAUGAUGGGGCAGUAGGGGUAGCUCUUGAUGAGACCACAACAAUGCAAGAUGUUGAUGACCUUUUGUGGAUUUUUGAUUGUAAAAAUGUUAAAGAAGUGAUGCAAUCUGAUAAUGUAAGAUCACGAAGCAUUCUGAAGGGAUCAUUCAGAAGAACUUCACCAUAUUUAACACAUCCAGUGUUCAAUAUGCAUCACUCAGAAACACGAAUUGUUCGAUAUAUGAAAAGAUUAGAAAAUAAAGACAUAUCCCUCGUACACUCUAUGAUUCCUUUGGGCUCCUGUACAAUGAAACUUAAUUCAACAACAGAGAUGAUGCCAUGUUCUUUUAAGGAAUUCACUGACAUUCACCCUUUUGCUCCAUUAGAACAAUGUCAGGGUUAUCAUACAUUGUUUGAAGAGUUAGCCAACGACCUGUGCGCGAUCACCGGCUACGAUCGCGUUUCUUUUCAACCAAACAGUGGAGCCCAAGGAGAAUAUGCCGGAUUACGAACUAUAAAACGCUAUCAUGAAUUUCGAGGUGAUACUGAAAGGAAUAUUUGCUUGAUCCCUGUAAGUGCUCACGGUACAAAUCCUGCAUCUGCUCAUAUGGCGGGCAUGCGUGUUUGUGCUAUUCGAGUUACGCCUUCGGGUGAUAUUGAUAUGGAACACCUUAAAGAUAUGGUAGAAGAACACAGCAAAAAACUGUCGUGUUUAAUGUUAACAUAUCCUAGUACUUUCGGCGUGUUUGAAGAACGUGCCGCAGAUGUAUGCGAUUUAGUCCAUGCCCAUGGUGGUCAAGUUUAUUUGGAUGGCGCUAAUAUGAAUGCUCAGGUGGGACUUUGUCGUCCUGGUGACUACGGCAGUGAUGUUUCACAUUUAAAUUUACAUAAAACAUUUUGUAUUCCUCACGGUGGUGGUGGUCCUGGUAUGGGACCUAUAGGAGUAAAAGCACAUUUAGCACCUUUCUUACCAUCACACCCAGUGGUAGAUCCUCUAGCAGAUUUGGGUGAUGCAGCACACAGCUUCGGAUCGGUCAGUGCUGCGCCUUUUGGCUCAUCAGCAAUCCUUCCCAUUUCAUGGGCCUACAUUAAGAUGAUGGGACCUAAAGGUCUAAAACGUGCAACUCAAAUAGCGAUCCUUAAUGCCAAUUAUAUGUCAAAAAGAUUAGAAGAUUAUUAUAAAACUUUAUACAAAGGUGAACGUGGGUUAGUUGCACAUGAAUUCAUUAUAGACGUACGGGAUCUCAAGAAAACGGCGAACAUUGAGCCAAGUGAUAUUGCUAAGCGGCUUAUGGACUUUGGUUUCCAUGCACCAACGAUGUCUUGGCCGGUGGCUGGUACUUUGAUGAUUGAGCCCACAGAAUCCGAAGAUCUUCUAGAACUGGAUCGGUUUUGCGAAGCGCUUAUUGUAAUAAGGAAAGAAAUUAAAGACAUCGAGGAUGGUGUAAUUGAUAAGCGUAUAAAUCCUUUAAAGAUGGCACCUCAUACCCAGGAAGAAGUUAUGGCAGAAGAUUGGAACCGGCCUUAUUCACGUGAACAAGCUGUAUUUCCCGCUCCAUUCGUAAAGGGCGAGUCCAAAAUAUGGCCAACAGUGAGCAGAAUUGAUGACAUGUACGGUGACAAACACUUAGUGUGUACCUGUCCUCCUGUGAUCGAUGAUUUCUAACUGUAUCUUAUUUUAUGUUAAAUUAAUUAUAUUUGUCAUCAUUAUUUACUGGUAUACACUUUAUUGUUUACUGGUUCUUUUAAUGAAAAACCUGUCAGUAAUCGCAUAUUGUAUAUAUUUCGUCAAUAUUGUCGUAGAAUAAAUAAUUUUUUCCAACAACAAAAUCAUUAUCAACUGGCAAAGAUAGAACUUUAAAUCUAUAGCA